Molecule: messenger RNA, 3067 nt
Organism: Saprolegnia parasitica CBS 223.65
Lineage: Eukaryota; Oomycota; Saprolegniomycetes; Saprolegniales; Saprolegniaceae
Exons: 3
Coding region: 56-3067 (1003 amino acids)
Biological process (GO): mitotic spindle organization; mitotic cytokinesis; cilium-dependent cell motility
Cellular component (GO): mitotic spindle; axoneme
Molecular function (GO): alpha-tubulin binding
Source: RefSeq, a predicted model, not a curated record
GCGUACGCUGCAUCAUGCACAGAUUACCAAGGCGCAUCACCGGAAGAGUCAUGCCAUGGCGCGCAUCCUGGCGGGCAACGAAGACGUCGUACCAGCCAUGCGGCCGGUCGCGCCGCCACCGCCAGCACGCGAGGACGCGCCGCUUGAGCCCAAGGCGUCCUCGUCCGAGCCGAGCUCGCGCUACUACAGCACGCCGUCGCUGCCGACGUGGGUGACCAACGACCGCCAAGUGCUGCGGUUUUACUGCUACUUUGAAGAGCCGUCGCACUACGCGCCGCUGUCGCUCGAGGCGCCAUCGGGCCCGUCGCGCGUGCGCCGGCUCGUGCUGCUCUACUACCUCUCGGAUGCGUCGAUUGAAGUCUCCGAGCCGCGCGUCGCCAACAGCGGCCUCGCGCAAGGCCGCUUCCUCGCGCGUACUGUGCUGCUGUCGCCGACGGGAGGGCCGUUCACGCCAACUGACUUUGCCGUUGGUCAAACGAUCGUACUCAAAGGCCACAAGUGCAAACUCGUCGACUGCGACGCGGCGACGCGCGAGUAUUACGCCAAUGUCGUGCAGCGGCCACAGCCACCUGCGUUACCGUACCCGGACACGCCCGCCGUGUCGGCCUACCGCGAGAUUGAAGCGGUCAAGCAGCCGCCACAACCGACGCUGCCCGCGAAGAAGAAGGCGGCCGCCAAAGUCCAGCAGUUUAUGCAGUUUAGCACGCACGUGCUUCGCUUCUACUGUUCGUGGGAGGACCCGCAUCCAUUGUACCCCGAGACACGCCGCUUCACGCUCCACUACUUCCUCGCCGACGACACGGUGGAAGUGCGCGAAGGCCGGGCGGCGCGGGACCGGCGCGGCAGCGGCCAGUCCUUCGCUGUGCUUCUCUCUCGCCGGUACGGCACCCCUCCCGAUGAUGCACGACGAGACGCGGUAUGUACGGCCAUUGGACCUGCGCUGCGGCAACGAGAUUUUGUUUUUGGCCGCGUCUUUCAUCUCGACGACUGCGACGAGUUCACACGGCAGUACUACCUCACACAGCAUGGCAUCACGCAAGAGCCGUCCGAGACCGUCGCGCGCAGUAGCAACCAACGCUCCAACGAUAGGUCGCCGCCCAACGACGACACCGACGACGACGACGACAAUGGGUCGCUGCUGCAGCAACUGGUGCGCGAGAAGGCCAAGAAGCCCGACCGCCGGGCCACCACGCAAUGCCUGCGCUUUCGCGCCAUCUUUGCGCCGACGCCCGAGCUACCACCCGCGCAAGCAGCACGCUCCUUUGUGUUGACAGUACACCUCGCCGACGAGACACUGGCCAUCUUUGAGCCACCGGUACCCAACUCGGGGCUCCGCGGCGGCAAGUUCCUCGAUCGGGGUGCGUACAAGGUGCUCCAAGAUGACGCUGCGGCACGGUACUUGAGGCCGUCCGACUGCUGCGUCGGCGCGACCCUGACGUUCGCACUGACACCCAAGCAGCCGUUCCGGCUCGUCGAGGCGGACGAACAAACGUUGGCGUACUGCGAGGCGCACCCGGACGGCUUUGAGCAUGCGGAUAUCGAGCGCGUGCUCGCUCAGGUUGCGUCGCUCUUACACGAGCGCGGGACCAAUCUGCGACGUGUCUGCAGCGCCGAGAGUCGCGAGCAUGGCUGCCUCGGCGUCGAUGGCAUGAACAGUGUGCUCCGCCACCGGCUGCAUUUGCACGACCACCUCCAUCCGCACGCGUGGCUUACGCUGACCCGGCGCUUUGUUCAACCGACGACAACGGCAGCCGAGUUUUGUGAUGCAGUCGUGCGCGCAUCGGCGGCGGCGACGCCCAGCGACGGCUCGUUCUGGAGCCAACUGCGGCAGGUACAUAUUCCAUCGUCGCCUUUCCUUCGAGAAAUGGUGACGACGACGCGAUGUACUAUUAGAUUCCGGCCGACCUCCGACAGUCGAUUGCCCGCCUCGACACGGAGGCGUCGGGGCAUGCAUCCGUCCGACUGCUCGAGCGCCUGGUGUCGUUUUACGAGCUCUCGCCGCCCGCCCGAUGGACUCUGGGCGUCCUACAUGUCGGUCGACGGCUUUGUCGACUACCACUCGUUCUUUGACGAUGUGUACGACUGCGACUGGAGUCAUGGCAACAACAACGACGACGACGAGCAUGACGAGGCAUCGCAGAACGUUCCCCGGCUGCCGCCCCGGCCGCCUCCAAUUGACGAGCGAGGGCCCUUGUACAUCCCUACAUAUCGAUCGCAGCUCGACACAGCGCGCUUUGGCGUCGUCCCGCUGGCUGCAAACGAUGCACAUGAGCCCAAUCCAUCCACCGAGCCCGCCCUCUCUGCGUCGAUGCGCGCAGUCUCCUUGGCGACGACAGCAGGCUCUUCGAAUCGACACCACCCGUCGCUCUCCGCCUCGUCCGUUGCAUCGCGCCCGACGUCGGCGCGGGCCAACGCCUCGAGCAUGACCCCGACCGAGAUCGGAUCGCUGCUGUCGGGGCGAUUCCAAACAACAAGUCAACGUAUGCACGCCCAGGUGACGCAGGCGCUCACCGAACGGUCGACGUCCUGCGCUAAGACACCGUCGUCGUCGUCGUCGUCCUCCGUUGCAUCGACGCCCCGUGCAACGACGGCAGCUCCGUUGACGCCCGAGAUGCGCGCCGCGCUCUACACAACGACGGCCAUGGGCGUAGGCAGUGGACUCGCCAAAGCCCAACACGCCGCCGAUGCGACGCAGGCUCGGUCCCGCGCCAUUCUCGAGCGGGCCAAGGCCAAGUUUCGACAGCAGUCGACGACAGCCACCAACGUGGCAGCAAUGGACCCAACCGUGCGGACGCUUCUCGGCACUGCGCUCGACGGUGCCAAGUACAGUCUCCGCCAGGCGCUUCUCGCGCAUGACAGCGACGGCAGCGGCUUUCUGCGGGAAGACGCGUUGAUGACGGCGCUACGCAGCGUGCAGGCGCCGCUGUCGGACGACGACUUGUAUCUGAUUGCGAGCGACCUCUUUCCGCAUUCUGGAUCGGUGGUCCACUACAAGGCGCUGCUGGACGAGCUCUUUGGCGUGGCCCACGCCGGCGGUGGCACUGAGAACGUGUCGCCCGCGAGCUAA